AUGUAUCCUAGAAAAUCUUAUUGGUCCUACUUUCGAUAUCCAUGGAUUUUACUUCACUAUUUCGUUAUUUUAGUAGGUCUAGUCUUAUUUGGGCUUAUGACCCCAGACCAAAGUUCUGCAGUGCAGAAAGUUCUGCAAUCGCUUCCCUGUUUGCCGCAAGAUUCCUACAAACUACAUAUUUUCGUCCUUGCCGACGAUCACACUUACCACCUAGUACUUAUCGUAAUCUAUAUCGUUGCAACAAGUACCGAAGCCAGCUUCUUUGUCACAUUUACAAUUUGGCAUACCGCUACUCAGUUUCGAACAAAGAUAAUGUCACAAAAAACCUAUCAAAUGCAAAAAACGUUUUUCAAGACUCUAUUAGUUCAAAUGACAGUGCCAGCGGUUAUGCUUAUCAUUCCAAUGAUUUAUGCCUUGAUUGUAGUUGUGCGAGAUAUUCACAAUCAAUCGCUCACCAAUAUUUGUAUCAUAAUUGCAUCACUGCAUGGAUUCGUGUCAACAAUUGUCAUGUUAUUUGUACACCGACCUUAUCGCAAGGAGUUGUUUCAUUUUUUCACAAGAUCCUCACACGAUUCUGUGGCUCCGUGUAGAAACCCAGUAUUUGUGUUAAAUUGA
Messenger RNA from Caenorhabditis briggsae, 615 nucleotides. The transcript has a single exon. The record is from RefSeq and is a predicted model, not a curated record. The coding region runs from base 1 to 615 and encodes 204 amino acids. NCBI's taxonomy places the organism in Eukaryota, Metazoa, Nematoda, Chromadorea, Rhabditida, Rhabditidae.